UUGCUCCAGGCCCGCCUCUCCCUGAAGACUAAUGAAACACCCGUCGGUUGCGUCCUCGUCCAUGAUGGACGUGUCGUCGCCAGAGGUAUGAACGCCACCAACAUCACCCGCAACGGUACCCGUCAUGCAGAGCUGAUGGCCCUCACCGCUCUCCUCUCCUUCACCCCUGAGGCGGACAUGGAGGAGGCACCCAACAAGAAGCCAAAGAGAAAGUCCGCCGAGAGUAACUGCACACUCUAUGUCACUGUCGAACCAUGCGUCAUGUGUGCUUCCAUGCUCCGCCAGUAUGGCAUCAGAAAGGUUUAUUUCGGCGCCGUCAAUGACAAGUUCGGCGGUACGGGUGGUGUCUUCUGCAUCCACAUGAAUUCGGAUCCCGCGCACGCCGCCACCGCUCCUGCGACUCCCGGCCACCGGCCUGCCGAGGGUGGUUGGGGUCGAGAUGAGGCCGUCAACCUGCUUCGACAGUUUUACGUCCAGGAAAAU
Molecule: messenger RNA, 483 nt
Organism: Cryphonectria parasitica EP155
Lineage: Eukaryota; Fungi; Ascomycota; Sordariomycetes; Diaporthales; Cryphonectriaceae
Product: cytidine deaminase-like protein
Exons: 3
Biological process (GO): tRNA wobble adenosine to inosine editing
Cellular component (GO): nucleus; cytoplasm
Molecular function (GO): tRNA-specific adenosine-34 deaminase activity
Source: RefSeq, a predicted model, not a curated record